CUUUGUUUCUUCUUUUCUUUUGAUCCAAGUCUCUCUGAUGGCCGCUUUUUUCUAUGGCACGUUAAUGAAUGAUGCAGUCCUCGGUAGAGUGCUCUGUGGGCCUGCAGCAUCGGCCGAAACGAAAUCGCACAAGCUUAACACUUUACGACGUCGACCCGCUAUGCUAAAAGGCCAUAAACGCUUUGCUCUCAAGAAUCUUGACUACCCUGCCGUCAUUGAGGCAGACCUCGAUGACGAAGUAGUAGGCAUCCUCUGCGAAGGAUUGACAGAGAAUGACAUUGUCCGCUUGGAUACCUUUGAAGGCGAUGAGUAUGCGCGUUGUUCGGUCAAGGCCACGCCCUUGGCAGGCGAUGUCAAGGAAGCCGUCGAUUGUGCUGUGUAUGUGUGGAUUGGCGAUAAACUGCACCUUGAGUUGCACGAUUGGCAACCGGAAGAGUUUCUGAAAUCCCGACUCAAUGAUUGGUUGCAACGGCGUUGCGAAUUCAACAUGGUUGAUAACCUAGAGAUAGUAUAAAUCUGAAAUACAAGCUGAAUCGAUUUAAAUGAUUAUGUUCAAUCCUUGGAUCGCAUGUAUUCAUCAAAAAAUCACACAAUUCCACUUGCUAUAGUCAUAGUUAUUGCAUGCAUGAAACUUUUUUUUUUUUUUUUUUUUACUUGUAAACAGG
Radiomyces spectabilis is the source of this 665-nucleotide messenger RNA. RefSeq lists its product as uncharacterized. The coding region runs from base 38 to 514 and encodes 158 amino acids. Lineage: Eukaryota; Fungi; Mucoromycota; Mucoromycetes; Mucorales; Radiomycetaceae. The record is from RefSeq and is a predicted model, not a curated record. The transcript is spliced from 4 exons.